Messenger RNA from Topomyia yanbarensis, 2035 nucleotides. Its product is annotated as RNA-binding protein RO60. The record is from RefSeq and is a predicted model, not a curated record. The coding region runs from base 237 to 1955 and encodes 572 amino acids. Gene Ontology annotation, molecular function: RNA binding. Lineage: Eukaryota; Metazoa; Arthropoda; Insecta; Diptera; Culicidae. Gene Ontology annotation, cellular component: ribonucleoprotein complex. The transcript is spliced from 6 exons.
AUCUUCUUCGCUGUAUACCAUAAUACAUAUUCGUACAUGUUUUCUUGCGCGACCCAUUUGAUUCCUUUUCUCUCUUCAUGAAUGUUUGUUGCAUAUCGUACUAUACACUCCUGUGUGCAGACAACGACAUCAAAGAAGACGAACGAGUGAGAGUGAAAAGUCCCUCUUUUCUCAGUAUUAAUCCGUGCCAGCGUUCCACGCACACCGAAUCCUGAAAGUGGAAGGUUCAGGCCACGAUGAAUGACACCGAGGUGAUUGUGCGCUACCUCUACUUGGGUAGCGAUCAGCCAUUCUAUAUUCAAAAAAAUCGACCGCUCGAUAUCAAGGAAGGAUGUCGCAUCCUGGCUCCGAUUCAGACAUUGGCGGCAGCGAUUACUAGCGCUGACGAUCCAGAUACUAAAAAGCUGGCGGACAGUGUGACGCUUACGGAACAUCCGGUCGACAUGGUAGCUAGGGUCAUGAAAAGCGGAGCCCUGGUGCGAAACGACGAGUGUCUUUUUACGUUAGCCUUCCUAGCUCGAACUUUCAAUAAACCGGAGGAAAAACAUAAGGUGUACGAAAUGGUUCCACAACUCAUCGGCAGCUCUAAGGAUCUCUUUCAGUUUGUGUACUUUUACCAGGAAUUGUCUCCGAAACCUGGUGGUGGAUUCGGUAAUGGUAUGAGGACAGCUCUCACCAAAUGGUACGACAAACAUUCCGCUGAACAACUGGCGAUGCUAUUUGCAAUGGAUCGCGGCUGGUUCAACUGGUGCCACAAGGAUAUUUUAGCGAUGGUUCAUAUGAAUCUGGAAGACGUAGCUAAGAUGCAAGUUGUUGAUGCGGCUCUUGGAGGGAUAGGACGAAAACACCCGCCUAAGUCUAAAAAGAACAAUAAUUCCGAAAAAGCAGAAUCGGAUACUAAGCCGGAAAUUCAGCAGGAAGACAGUAAGGCGUUGAAAAUCUAUCGUCGCAUAAAGAAAUUUAAGACCGUUCAAGUCGCUUCGGAAGCAUGCACUCAAAUAAGUUCUCAUCAGUAUUCGAUUCAUGUGGUUCCUUCUCAGCUGCAUCGUUCUCCGGCAGUGUGGGAGGCUUUAUUUCCGCACAUGGCUUAUCGAGAUAUUGUUCAAGCGGCACUUGUUUUGCAGGACUAUAAAUUGUUGAAGGAUAAUGACACCCAAUUAUCAGAAGCCUACGGUAAUGUACUGAAUAGAGUGACGGCGGUUUCCGAGUCGAAAAUUCAUCCCAUCUACGUCUAUCAAAUUAUGCGCCUGUUUGAGGAACGCCAGCGUUAUCUUAACGUAGUCAAAGAAGCUGUUCAUACGGCCAACAAUUUGGCUCUGAAGAAUGCCAUUGCAAAUCCGACAGUGCUCAGACAAUUCUACAACGUUUUGAAUUAUUCAAUGCUAAACUAUCAACGUACAGGGCUUAAUUUUCUUGUCACGCUUGACUUAAGAUCGAAACAAACAAAAAAGCGCGUAUUCGGCAACCGGCUGAUGUCGACACAGGCAGCGUUCGUACUGUUGGCCCUACCCAUGUUCAAGCGUGAAACCCAUAUGCAAGUUCUGACUUUCACUGAAGCACCCCAAGAGCUCGCCAAUGUUGACUUCACUCGGGAGAUGUCUUUCUUUCAGGGCUGCGAUUACAUUCAGUCAAUUGCAAAGAAAAAGACCAAGGUCGACAUCACCCAACCGAUACAGUAUGCUCGACAAACUAAGAAGAAGGUGGACGUUUUUAUAACAAUCGUUGACUCGUUGAUCCGAGUCAAUCCACAGCGACAUUCACCGGUGGUAGCACUGAACAAUUACAACACCGAAACGAAGAGAGGCGCUCGAUACAUCAUAGUUAGCUUGAGUCGUAAUAAGCAGGACCUGUACCACAAGGAUAUGACCGCCACUAAAGGAGUGCUGGAGCUGGUUGGUUGUACCGAGGACACACCGAAGCUAAUCGAUGCCUAUGUAAAAAGCAAAUUUACAUAAGCGACACGUACCGUCGCUUUAACAAGCGAAUUGUUCUUUGAAUUUAUGGAGUAUGAUAAUAUCAGUGAUAGUGGAUGAAA